UUUUCAACCCGCAUUUCAUCCUUGAUGCAUAAACCUUGUUCAUCUUCGUAACACAAAAAAACCAGUGCAGCCUUGCCGCUGCCCCAUUACCCUUUUUGUAUAAGUUGCUAUCAGUCGCACUGAGCUCGAUUGGAUCGCCGUAUCAAGGAACACAGUGAAAAACGUUGACAUAAAGCAAAAAUGGUGCAAUACAAUUUCAAGAAGAUCACUGUGGUACCAAAUGGGAAAGAUUUUGUUGACAUCAUUCUCUCACGUACACAACGUCAAACACCAACUGUUGUCCACAAAGGGUAUGCAAUUUCACGUCUUCGACAAUUCUAUAUGCGAAAAGUCAAGUACACCCAGACAAAUUUUCACGAAAAGCUUUCAACCAUAAUCGAUGAGUUUCCUCGUCUUGGGGACAUUCAUCCUUUUUAUGGUGAUCUGCUUCAUGUGCUCUAUAACAAGGAUCAUUACAAGCUUGCACUUGGUCAGAUUAAUACUGCUAGGAAUCUUAUUGGUAAGAUUGCUAAAGAUUAUGUUAAGUUGCUCAAGUAUGGUGAUUCGUUGUAUCGUUGUAAGUGCUUGAAGGUUGCUGCUCUUGGGAGGAUGUGUACUGUGCUUAAGAGGAUUGGGCCGAGUUUGGCGUAUUUGGAACAGGUUAGGCAGCAUAUGGCUAGGCUUCCUUCAAUUGAUCCCAAUACCAGGACUAUUUUGAUUUGUGGGUAUCCUAAUGUGGGGAAGAGUUCCUUUAUCAACAAGAUUACUAGGGCUGAUGUUGAAGUUCAGCCGUAUGCGUUUACCACGAAGUCGCUGUUUGUGGGUCAUACGGAUUACAAGUAUUUGAGGUAUCAAGUCAUUGAUACACCUGGGAUUUUGGAUAGGCCGUUUGAGGAUCGGAAUAUUAUUGAGAUGUGCAGUAUUACUGCUCUUGCGCAUUUGAGAGCGGCAAUAUUGUUCUUCUUGGAUAUAUCAGGAUCUUGUGGGUAUACUAUUGCUCAGCAGGCGGCUUUGUUUCAGAGUAUUAAGUCUCUGUUCUUGAACAAGCCUUUGAUUGUUGUGUGCAACAAGACUGAUUUGCAGCCGUUGGAUGGAUUAUCUGAGGAGGAUAUGAAGUUGGUGAAUGAAAUGAAAGCUGAAGCGUUGAAGACUUCAAUUGGUCAUGGAGGCGAGGGGACAGAUGCUGAUGUGUUGUUGACCAUGAGUGCGUUGACUGAAGAAGGUGUGAUUGCGGUGAAAAAUGCUGCCUGUGAGAGAUUGCUGAACCAGAGGGUUGAGAUUAAGAUGAAGUCUAAGAAAAUCAAUGACUGUCUGAACAGGUUUCAUGUUGCAGUUCCGAAACCACGUGACCAGAAGGAAAGGCCUCUGUGUAUUCCCCCGGCAGUUUUGGAAGCUAAAGCUAAGCAAGCAGCUGCCGAGGAGAAGAGAAAAACUGAGAAGGAUCUGGAGGAAGAAAAUGGAGGUGCUGGUGUAUACUCCAUGAAUUUGAGAAAGCAUUAUAUUCUGGCUGAUGAUGAAUGGAAAGAAGAUAAUCUGCCAGAAAUUUUGGAUGGUCACAAUGUGUAUGAUUUCAUUGACCCUGACAUUCUACAUAGGGUGGAAGAGUUGGAAAGAGAGGAAGGGUUGAGGCAGGCAGAAGCGGAUGAUGACGAUUUUGAGAUAGAUGGAACUGAAUUGACACUGGAACAGCAAGAGGCUCUAGCUGAGAUUAGGAGGAAGAAAAGUAUUCUAAUCCAACAACAUCGGAUUAAAAAGAGCACUGCUGAGAGCCGACCAACUGUUUCAAGGAAAUUCGACAAGGACAGGCAGUUUACAACAGAAAGAAUGGGAAGGCAGCUGUCGUCUCUUGGGCUUGAUCCUUCUAUGGCUAUUAACAGAAUGCGCAGCAGAUCUGCAUCUAGGAAAGGUCGGAAGAGGGAGAGAUCACCAGAAGGAAGAAACGAUGGGAUGGAUAUUGAUGACGACACACCUAGCAAGAAACAGCGUCUCAGUAGAUCACUGUCUCGUUCCAGGUCGGUCUCCCGCCCACCACAUGAAGUCGUUCCCGGAGAAGGCCUUAGGGAUUCUGCUCAAAAGAUCAAAGCAAUCAAACUUGCGAAGGGAUCAUCCAAGAAGAGAAACAAGAAUGCCAAGCGGGGAGAAGCUGAUAGAGUCAUCGUUAACCUUAAACCGAAGCACUUGUAUGCUGGAAAGCGCUCCAACGGAAAGACAGACAGGCGCUAAAAUAGGCAAUGAUGAUGGCUUUGUGGGUGUCAAGAAUUUUGUUCUAUCAUAUUAUUUAUGUUCUCCUGGAGUUAAAUGCAUGGUGCUUGCUGCAGAGAAGUUUUUGUUAUACACUUAUGCCUUUUAUAUUAUUAUUUAUUAAUGUUUCUUUAGUUAGUUCAAUUUUGGAUGCACUUUAUGAAUUAUGGGAGCUUCUGUUUGAAUUUGAGUUGUUUAUGUACUUUGAAAUAUUUGAGUAUUUGUUUCACAUUUUGCAACUGUACUUGUGGUUAUUCGAAGUUUGUUGUUUUGUUUCAACUGUGAUGACCUGUCCUUGGACCCAAAUGGGUAAAUUGGAGGAUGUUUCUGUUUCUUUCA
This is a messenger RNA of Medicago truncatula (barrel medic), 2559 nucleotides long. Its product is annotated as nucleolar GTP-binding protein 1. Gene Ontology annotation, molecular function: GTP binding. The record is from RefSeq and is a predicted model, not a curated record. Lineage: Eukaryota; Viridiplantae; Streptophyta; Magnoliopsida; Fabales; Fabaceae. The transcript has 3 exons. Bases 181 to 2202 code for a protein of 673 amino acids.